Lutzomyia longipalpis is the source of this 1398-nucleotide messenger RNA. RefSeq names its product retinaldehyde-binding protein 1-like. Gene Ontology annotation, molecular function: phosphatidylinositol bisphosphate binding. The coding region runs from base 41 to 973 and encodes 310 amino acids. Gene Ontology annotation, cellular component: membrane. Lineage: Eukaryota; Metazoa; Arthropoda; Insecta; Diptera; Psychodidae. The record is from RefSeq and is a predicted model, not a curated record. The transcript has 3 exons.
CUUUGGUGGCUUCAAGAGUGAAAUUCCGUGCAGAAAAAAAAUGCUUCAGAGUCGAAGGAGAAAUUCAGUUUUCCUCACGGAUCUUCAGGAUUUCCCAUCAUUUACAAGUGAAGACUUUUCCGUGACAAUCGAUGUGAGGUAUUUGAGUGAGAAGAGCAAGAAAAAAGCCGAAGAGGAGCUCAAUGAAACGGAGGAGGUUAAAGAGGAAGCACUACGGAAGUUUAGUGAAUUAAUUCAGUGUGAAGACAAUCUCGUACUUCCGCAUGAUAAUCGUCCGUUUAUGCUUAAAUUUUUGCGUGCGAGACAAUUCAAUGUUGAUGCAAGUUUCAAUCUUAUGCGGAAUUAUUUUAAAUUUAAACAAGAAUUCCCAGAAGUCUUUCAGGGUGUUGUGCCGUCGGAAUGUGCGUACAUUUAUGCCAUGAAUGCUGCUAUUAUUUCCCCCAAGAAGGAUCAAUUUGGACAAACUGUCCUAAUGGGAAUUGCUGAAAAAUAUGAUCCAAACAUUGCUACGCCAAUGGAAUUUAUUGCGGCUUUUUGGGUGGUAGGUGAAGGCUUGCUAAUGGAACCAGAGAGUCAGGUGAAUGGUUUUGUUGGUGUUCUUGACUGCAAAGGGUUUUCCUAUCAACAUUUCAAGAAGAUCACUCUAACUCUUAUUAAGCUCAUGAUUCGCUUAGCGAGGGAUGUAGUCCCAGGCAUUCCAAGGAGAGUUCACAUUCUCAAUCAAAACUACUACGUCAAUAUUCUCUACAAAAUCGUCAAGCCUUUCCUCCCACAGGAAUACAUCGACAUGAUUCAUUUUCAUGGAGAGAAUCUUGAAGAAUUGCACGAAUUUAUACCCAAGGAGUGUCUUCUUGAGCGCUUUGGUGGAACAAUUAAAGAACCAGCAAUUACCCAAGAGGAAUACAGGAAUUUUCUUGAAAAAUUCGACGCAGAAUAUCGAGCACUCAAUGAAUUAGGAUAUAAGAAUACAUAAGGAAAGAAAACUAAUAAAUUAAGCUUUUUUUGUGUCAUCCCUUAAUUGUUCUUCAAACAGGUAAAUUUUUCUUUAAAAAAAUACUUUUUACGGAAUUAACGGCACUCAGCUUGAAUUCAAAAAGACGCCAUUUGGGAGAAUUUGUCGCCAUUUUAUUGCAAUCGUAGAAAUUUAAAUGAUUAUCAUUCAAUUCUUUCGUAUAAGAACAUUCUUGCUAAUUUUCAAGGCUCAAGCAUGUAGUGAGGAUUUUUCUGUUAAAAUUAAGAAAAUUAAUCUUCAGGCUCUUCAGGAAUAAAUUUUUAAACACUCUCAAAUUGACCCAAAUACCCAUAUGUAUUGUAUUUAACAAAAUGUAAUUCAUUUCUGCGCCUCAAUCAUGUACUUAAGUGUUGAAGGGGUGAAUAAUAAAUUAGACGAAUGCAAAA